Messenger RNA from Myxocyprinus asiaticus (Chinese sucker), 3165 nucleotides. RefSeq names its product dual specificity testis-specific protein kinase 2-like. Gene Ontology annotation, biological process: actin cytoskeleton organization; protein phosphorylation. The record is from RefSeq and is a predicted model, not a curated record. Gene Ontology annotation, molecular function: ATP binding; protein serine/threonine kinase activity. The transcript is spliced from 10 exons. Gene Ontology annotation, cellular component: nucleus; cytoplasm. The coding region runs from base 448 to 1425 and encodes 325 amino acids. NCBI's taxonomy places the organism in Eukaryota, Metazoa, Chordata, Actinopteri, Cypriniformes, Catostomidae.
CAUGUUUCAUCUGAAGGCGAUCCUUGACUACCAGCGGAGCUGUCUGUUUGAAAGCGGGUGGUUUCGCUAUAUUUGAAGACUGUCUGGGAUUAUUAAGUGACGGAAAAUUGAGUCCUUCCAGAAAACGCUGUAAAUGCGGUGGUGUGUCUCGGUCUAGAAACUCAAUACACUCUAAAAGUAAAGAACUUGUUUGGGCUUUAAGAAAAGUCGAUUUUAUUUCAAUACUGAUAAACCAGUCAGCAGCGCACGUGAAGACGCCGCGGUGCUUUCUACUAAAGAGAGUGGGAGAGAAUGUGAGGGGGAGAUCUGUGGCCUGAUGCCAAAGCUCUCUCUUCUCCAACAGAUCUAGAAUAGACUAGAACUACUGUACUGUCCUUGCAGUUCACACCAAUCCCAGCAGCACAGGGGCCAAUGUAGAUCAGCACCUGUUAUGAUGUUGUGUAGUGCAUGGACUCAUGCUUAUUAUGGUCGGAGAUUUCCAGGAUGUGUGAGGUGGACGUUUCUUCUGAGCCCACCAGCCCAACGCUGUAUAGAGAAUCUUCUGAUUCUUACUGCCAUGUGGACCGCUGGCAGAAACUACGCACAGCCGUUCGCAAGCUAGAAUUCUGGGAAAACUUUACUCAUGAGCUGAUUGGCAGUGGCUUCUUUUCAAAAGUUUACAAGGUGAUUCAUAAUACCACUCGGAAAAUGAUGGUAGUGAAGAUCUACAAGAAUGACGUGGACCAGGACAGCAUUGUACGAGAAAUCAGCCUUCUGCAGAAACUCUCUCACCCCAACAUAGUGAGGUAUCUGGGUAUUUGUGUCAAAGAGGACAAGUUGUACCCGAUACUGGAGUAUGUUAGUGGAGGUUGUUUAGAGGAGCUGUUGGCCAGGAAAGAUGUGCCUUUGUGCUGGAGAGAGAAAGUGGACCUGGCCUCUGACAUCUCAAGAGGGAUGAUUUACUUGCACUACAAAAACAUCUAUCACAGAGAUCUAAACUCAAAGAAUUGUCUGAUAAGGGUGACGGCGAGAGGCAGAGAGGCACUGGUGACCGAUUUCGGCUUGGCUAGAGAGGUGGUAGAACUUCCUGCAAAAGACAGGAAGCUUUCACUUGUCGGCUCCGCCUUCUGGAUGGCCCCUGAGAUGCUCCGCGGGGAACCCUACGAUCGUAAGGUGGACGUGUUCUCGUUUGGAAUUGUUUUGUGUGAAAUUAUGGCUAGGGUCCCAGCUGACCCAGAAAUCCUUCCAAGAACUCAGGACUAUGGCUUAGAUGUGUCAGCAUUCAAGAAAAUGGUCAGUGGGUGUCCUCAUCUUCUUUUGGAGCUGGCAGCCAGGUGUUGUCUGAUAGAGGCUUUCCGAAGACCCUCUUUUACAGAGAUUCAGGAGGAGUUAGGUGAAAUUGCUGAAACUUUGGAGCCUCCUCACACUGAUCUUACCACAGGCUGAGGUGCAGAAGGUCCUCUAGGAUCCCAUGAGCUCUGUAAUGAACAUUACCAGCUGGAGUUCUGUACAUAGACUUGAGCACAAACACAAAUGCAGCUGAACUGAAAUUUCUCUCUGAACGGUUUGCUUUGAAAGAGCAGAUCAAUGAAAAGGUCACAAUUUUUUAUGGACGCUCUGCAGGUAAUUAGAUGACCUACCAUCAUUAUAUAAUAUAUAUUGUACAGUAAUAUUAUACAAAGAGAAAUGUUGUUUCAGGUUCCAGCUAAAGUGUGUUCAGCUGUUUGCGGUGUCAACUUUCACAAAGCUACAGACUUUCAGAUAAACGUGUCGCUGUUUCUGUUCUUGUAUUAAUACUUUUAUAUCUAAAAAUCACCCUAAAUUAGACUUUGAUGGCUAAGAUAGCCAGUGAUUAUGAGAAGAACUAACUUGAAGAUCACAAAAUAAAUUGUUCUAAAUCACCAAAUAAUAUUUUCAUAGAGUCUAAAAUUUUCAGUUAAUGUGUCCUGUACAUUACCAGUUUGGAUUCAGUUGUAAAUGAGAAAGUUAUUUAUUUAGUUAUUUUGGUACUAAAGUUGGCCCCAGAAAGUGCAAAAAAUGCAUUUGCAUUGCCUGCAUUUAUGACAGGCCAGACUUUUUUAAAAUUUUUUUAGAAAAGUGAAGAUUGUGUACUUCUCUUUCAUAAUAAGCAAUCUACACAGAAGCAAGUACUCAUCACUUUUUCUCAUUUGUGGUUUUGUCUUCCACUGUGAGCGGAGAUGGUGCACUUUGGAAACUCUCUAUAGGGCUAUACAAUCAUCACAGUACGAUCCCCAUUUCCUGCCUUAAAGCGCCUCUGUGUUGCUGUAACUCUCUCACCAGAACUUGUAUUGCAUACUUAUUUUGCUCUCAUUUAGAAUGAGUGUUUGGUGAACAUUUCAUACAAUUUAUCCUUUUUCCUUUGCAACAUUCAAACAAACAACAAAGCUCAAGUUACUCCUCUUUCUACCUUAUGGUUAAUUUUAGUUAGCUUAUUUACCAUGCAUUAUGAAUUUCAGUAGUGUGAGUAUGACUUGGUUCCACCAAACAGGCUUCAAUAUACAGUGACACAAACAGCUUCUCUUAAAACAUUUCUUAAAGUCACUGAACAUAUAAUACAGUAAUGUGGGCUGUCGCUAAAAUUCACGGGGCCGGGCAAAUUUUUUAAUAGAGGACCUUAGUGAUUUGCAUAACUUGGCACCCUUCAGACAGAAUGUAUUCUUGCAUUAGAAUGCUAGACGCAGUGUAAGGACGUCUUGAGGCAUGCUUUAUGAGUUUAAAACUUAACUCGGUGUCUUAAAGAGAUGCUGAAAAAAUGGCAAACAUCAAAGGCGUUUGUGUAACCGUGCUUGUUUACGUAGAAAAACACAACGAAGACGGAUGCAUUAUGAUUUUGUUGUGUUUGUUCUUUUUUCUUGUUAUUUGUGUUUAUUAAGUUAUUAGUCUGAAUAACAUGGCUGUUAUUUGGGUUGUUAAUAAUUUAUGCUUUAGAUGCCUUUGUAAAUUGCCUCUUGAACGUUUUUCAAGUUAACAUUAACAAAAUCUACAUUCUGUGCCUCAAAGAGGAUGCUAGAGGUUUCCUCUAGUCUUGAAAAUCUUAUGGAGAGAAAUAUGUCAUGCUAACUUCCCUGUCCCUUGAUCACAGGGCUGAUGUCUGUAUAGUCUGAAUCUUUCCAUGGUUUGUAGUGUUUUUGUAAUACAUGUUAAAUAAAGAUAAAAGGAAACGUA